This is a messenger RNA of Aspergillus lentulus, 288 nucleotides long. NCBI's taxonomy places the organism in Eukaryota, Fungi, Ascomycota, Eurotiomycetes, Eurotiales, Aspergillaceae. The record is from RefSeq and is a predicted model, not a curated record.
AUGGUCGACUCUCGUGUACUUGAAGCCCAAGUAUGGGUCAACAAGACCUAUAAGAAGAAGAUCAACGACGAGAGCCGAUUCCCUCCAAUCCUUGAAGAUGGGAUUACCGGCUGGAACACCAUUCACGCUCUCAUUCGCGCCCUGCAGUGGGAGCUCGGCAUCGAGCAGCUCUCGGAUAAUUUUGGGGACGCGACCAUGGCGAAUCUCGAAAGCGCCGGAGGAAUUGGAGACAUGAAUGGCGGAGACAUGGUCCAGAUUGUCCAGUGUGCAUUUUACUGCAAAGGAUAG